Symbiodinium necroappetens is the source of this 927-nucleotide messenger RNA. NCBI's taxonomy places the organism in Eukaryota, Dinophyceae, Suessiales, Symbiodiniaceae. The record is from the annotation of a GenBank genome assembly.
GCUGCCUUGCCACCUCCCGUUUCCUCGCCGCAACCUCUGACAGCAGAGUACGUCGCCGCACUGAUGAACUCAGAGCAGCUUUUCGGGGAUCUGUGCACGAUCAACUUUCGCAAGUAUGACACCAACAAAGAUGGACGUCUUCAGAUGAAGGAGGCCACAAAGCUCUGCCAAGACUUACACUUGAGCAUGGGCAUGUUCCUUGACGACGAGGACAUCAAGGCGGCCGUUGAGCUCACAAAGGACUUCGCUGGAGGAGACAAAGACUCUCUUUCUGAGGAGGAAUUCGCGCGCUGGUUCCGGGAGCUUUUGAAGGAGAGCGUCACUGGCCGCAUUCAGAAAGUUGCGCGGACACCGCCAGCACUGCUGAGUGUCACAGUGAAGUCCAUGGCCGGAACUGAGAAGGUAGUCGAGGUUCCGCGCGACUCUGAUGUGUCAACCCUGGCAGAAGCCGCGGCUGCCGCAAUGGAUCUGCCCUAUGCGCAGACGAGGAUCUCAGUGAAUGGACAGGUCCUGCCAGACAGAACACUGUUGUCAAGCCUCGAGUUGGAGCUUUCUUCUGACCCUGAAGUGAUCGCGGUCGUGAUGAACAAGCUCAAGGUCCGACGACAUGUAUACAAAGCGCGGGGAGGCGCGCCGCCUCACCGUGGCUAUCACCUGGUGGCCACGGAUGAGAUCGAUCUGGCUCCGAACGCCAAGAUCUCAGAGCAAUUGGAAGUUCUGGUACCACCAGAUGGGAUUUCACGACGAACGCCAGAUAAUUACAAGCUGAAGGCUUUUCAGGCAUCUCCAAAUGAGCAAGCACCCCGGAAAUGGGAAGGCGGCAUGAACGAGGUAGAGCCCGACCUGAGCCUCACUGCCGAAGAACUCUUCGGGACUCUGCAAAACGUUGAUCUCGCGGUGAUGGUUCCAAUGGAGGGGUUUGACUGA